AUGCAUUACCUGCCGUUAGAAAAAAUGGAAAAACUCGAUACUGAUGUAGUGGAUGAAACACCGGGAGCAUUCCUUCCGUCCAAGAUACUCGAAUUAGCCAUUAAAGUUUUUCGUCAUGGAUUGGACCAAGUGUUGUCAAGCCUUUGUGUCCUUUGUUGGUGUUCCGAAGAGGAGAUAAAAAGAUUCGAAGAUGAAUUCCGAAACAAACUAGACACGUCAUUUACAAAGGAGAAAGAGAGAGCGUAUUGGUCACAAGAUGAUUUAUAUAAGAAAAACGACAAAGCAAAGCUACAAUCACUGUGUAAGAAGAAUGGUAUAAGUUCUGAUGGGAUAAAACAUGAGUGCGUGAAACGCUUAGUUAAAAAAUUGAAUAGAAACCCACCUCCCGUUCUUGAGAAAUAUGAUGGUAAACUCUUCUCUUUACCGAAUUAUGUAACGCAAAUUGCCAAAUUUUCUGUUUACAAGCUUCGUGAAAUCUUACGAUUCCAUAACAUAUUGGAUUGUGGCACCAAAGACGAACUCGCUAUUAGAGUGGGAACAUUAAGAGCAGGAAGAACUCAUUUGGUUUUUCAGAAUGAGAUCCAUGCAAUUCAAGAUAUUAUAAACGCGACGAAAACACUAAUAAGGAGACAGAAAGAACAUCAUCUGACAGAUCCUGUGGUUAUUCAUAGAAUCAGAAAGUUCUUAACACCAACCACUGCAUCUCUGAAUAUGAUACGUCCAAGAGACAGUGCAUCGGCAUCCGCCAAACAGAAUGGAAAACGUUUGGAAGUUCCGGAAGAGGUAACGUUAGAGACCUUGGAUGAAGUUUUUAGACCUAUAGAAGAUGAACUUUUGGUUUAUAUUGGCGUAGACAGUGUGGAAAAUGCACCUGAAAUUGUUGCAGGACUUUUGGAUGCCAUUCGAACUGUUGGUGUAAGGAUAUUAGCACGGUGGAGUAAAGAAGAAAUUGGUGAUUCAGGAUGGAAAACUGGUAAAUUCUAAACAAUAAUUGACUUAUUAUGAAAUUAUUAUAAAUGUUUACUCUGUCAAUAUUUUUGAUAGGUUGGUAUGUAGGGUCUGUGUUGAAACACAAUAAAGAACGUGACACAAUAGAAGUAGAGUUUGACACAGAAGCUAAUGUUAUCUAUACGUAUAAAGUGGAUGAAGAUGUUAAGGCAAACAAGAUAAGGCUCGCUCAAUCCACUAAACGAAGUAUUCAGAACUAUGAAGAAGUAUGCCAAGUUGGAGUAGUGGUUGAAGUCAUGUUGGAAGAAGAUGAACUUGAAGAUACAGACUGGACAUCAGGUACUAAUUAGACAAUAAUUACAAGUAGUACUGUAGUUUUAAUUACCAGUACCAUGACAACCCUGUUGUAUUUCAACCAGAUUACUUAAAUAACGACUUUUUAAACUUUUCUCAUUCAAGGCUGGUACACUGCUGAAGUACAAGCUGUUGAUUACGAUGACGAUGAAGUUGAUCUAUUUUUUUUAGACAAGCCAGAUUUUGUAUAUAACAUCCCAGUAUUGCCAAACCUGAUAACAGGAAAACUUCGGCUGAAAGAGAAAUUAUUUUAG
Messenger RNA from Paramuricea clavata, 1556 nucleotides. The record is from the annotation of a GenBank genome assembly. Lineage: Eukaryota; Metazoa; Cnidaria; Anthozoa; Malacalcyonacea; Plexauridae.